Vigna umbellata (rice bean) is the source of this 1926-nucleotide messenger RNA. The record is from RefSeq and is a predicted model, not a curated record. NCBI's taxonomy places the organism in Eukaryota, Viridiplantae, Streptophyta, Magnoliopsida, Fabales, Fabaceae.
AUGGGUCACACCACCGAGGAGUGUGUGACCCUCAAGGAUAAAAUAGAGGAACUCAUCCGGGCGGGAAAGCUCAAGAAGUACGUACGCGAUGAGCGUCCUCCACAACCGGCAGAACGACCUGCACAACGAUCGGGUUACCGUUCGGACAGGCCGAGGAAAUCAAGGACCGAGCGACCUCACUCAGAGCGGCGACAUAGCCGAAGCCGCAGCCGAAGUCGAGAACGCCCCCUGCGGGGGCACAUCAACACAAUUUCUGGAGGGUUCGCGGGGGGAGGAUCGUCGUCCUCCGCUCGUAAACGCCACAUACGAACCCUCCAAUCUGUACACCUGGUGGACAAACCACGUCGCACCAUGCCACCCAUCACCUUCUCAGACGAAGAUUUCCACGCGCCUGACCCCGACCAGGACGAUCCGAUGGUCAUAACCGCCGAGAUCGCACGUUAUGGAGUCAGCAAAGUCCUGGUUGACCAGGGAAGUUCAGUCAACAUCCUGUACUGGAAAACCUUCCUGCAGAUGGACAUCUCAGAAGAUGUUAUCGUCCCCUAUGAUGGGCAGAUUGUGGGAUUUGCAGGAGAAAGGGUCGAUACUAGGGGGUAUGUGGAGUUGAGGACAAGGUUGGGGACCGGCCGCUCUAGCGAGGAGAAGAGGGUUCGGUAUCUGCUGGUUGAGGCAAACACCUCGUAUAAUGUAUUGCUCAGACGGCCAUGCUUGAACGCGUUCGGAGCGAUCGUCUCUACGCCCCACCUCACGAUGAAAUACCCCUCCAAGAAGGGAAUUAUAUGCACGGUCCGGGCGGACCAGAAGACGGCCCGAGAGUGCUAUGCUGUGGGUUUAAAGUUGCAUACCCGGCAAACGAAGCGAAGGGCGGUCGGUUCUGAGGUGGCCAUGGCGGACCUCAAUCCCAGGACGAACACGGAAGACCGCCUAGAACCAAUGGGAGAAACCCAACCUGUCUUGAUAGGAAGGGAUCCCACCCAGACGAUCGUCAUCGCCAGGGAGCUGAACCCUGGAUUGGAGAAGGAGUUGAGGGCACUCCUAUGGAAGAACAUGGAUUUAUUUGCCUGGACGACGGUCGACAUGCCCGGAAUCCAUCCCGCGGUCAUGUGCCAUAAACUCUCGCUUUUUAAAGACGCCCGUCCGGUCGCUCAGAAGAAGCGAAGGAUGGGCGAAGAAAAACGAGAAGUUGUUCAAGAGGAAGUGAGAAAGUUGAAGGAAGCUGGUUUUGUCCGAGAAGUCACUUAUACUACGUGGUUAGCCAACGUGGUAAUGGUGAAGAAAGCAAGUGGGAAGUGGCGCAUGUGCACCGACUAUACUGACUUGAAUAAAGCGUGCCCGAAGGACUCCCAUCCCCUACCCAGCAUAGAUGCCUUGGUGGACGGCGCCUUCGGACAUCGAGUGUUAAGCUUCCUAUAUGCGUACUCCGGAUAUAACCAGAUACCCAUGUAUGGGCCGGACGUCGAAAAGACGGCGUUCAUCACAGAGAAGGCUAACUUCUGUUAUGAAGUGAUGCCGUUCGGCCUGAAGAACGCAGGGGCGACAUACCAACGCUUAAUGGACAAGAUCUUCCGGGAGCAGAUAGGCCGGUGCAUGGACGUAUAUGUGGACGACAUGGUCGUCCGAUCCUCGGAUGAACAUGGGCACAUCAAGGACCUGGAAGAGGUGUUUCGCCAAGUAAGGAAGUUCGGCAUGCGUUUAAACCCCGCCAAAUGCACAUUUGGGGUCGCCGCCGGAAAGUUCCUGGGCUUCAUGUUGACGUCCCGGGGAAUCGAGGCUAAUCCGGACAAAUGCGAGGCGAUACUGCAGAUGCAAAACCCGACCACCCUUAAGGAGGUCCAAAGGCUCAUCGGACGCCUCACCGCCCUGUCGCGGUUUAUUCCCAAAUUGGCCGAGAGGGUAAGACCGGUCCUGCGCAAAUUGACACUGUAG